CUUUACAAACUAAACACAAUAGAGAAGCCCUUUCAUCAAAGUCGAAACUUGCUGCUCGAGAAAUCCAAUAGCUCUUUCUGAGUUGUGUUUGGGAUUUCUUAGCGUCAACCAUUUUUUCUUACUGGGUUUUGAAAACGGGGAUUUCUUAGCUUCAGCCAUUUUCUUACUGGGUUUUGAGAACUGGGUUUUCUUCAAGCAGUGAAUGUAUCAAAGAUCGAUAACAUGGAUGGCUAUGUUGGAGUAGAAUCUGAUAAUUUUUCUGUUUCAAAACGUCAAAAAUCAUCACUUAGAUUUCCAUCAUCACCGGACUAUUUUUUGCAUUGGGGAGUUGCAAAUUCAGAAGAUUUUGAGUCCCCGAAUGAGUACUGCAUUGGUGCAGCAAAUUUGACAAGCGAAGAACUUAAAGUUGAGGUUGAAACCUCCAUUCGUGGAGAGUCAUCCACUGAGUCAAGUUGGUGUGAAGAGUUUCCCUUUGUUGAUUGCAGACAAAUGAAUCCAGAAGCUUCUCUAGACAGGACCAAACAUUUAGGCGAUCAGCCAGAUUACCAGCUUGAUGGAAUUGGCGGGAUAGAUCAGACAGAUGACAUUUUCUUAAGAUCAUUAUUUGAAGAAACUCCACCUGGCAUGGAAAAUCCAUACAGAUCUAUUUGUAUGUAUCUUGUGUCCGACUCCAGUGCAAUGACAUCAGAAAAUCUCUUGACAGAGAUGAUAGUGGAUUCACAAAGUAUUUCAGUGGACACAUCGGAUACAAACAGCCCAAAGGAUCUUGAUAGUAAUACACACUACUUUCCUUCAUCAGCAGCCUGGGACAGAGAGGAAAAUACUCCAAAUUUUAUGCCAGUCAAUUCGGAGAAAAUGGAAGAUUGUUCAAUGAAAAAGGAACCAGCAGUAUUAGGAUUGAUCCAUGCUGAGCUAAACAGCCCUUGCAAAGGAGAGAUAAAUUUGAAUGCCGGGAGAUCUUUAGAGGAAUCUGUGUUGCAGGAGCUUGAAGUUGCUAUGGCACAGGUUAAAUUGACCAAGAGCACACGUAUUUGCUUUCGAGAUUCCUUUUACCGCCUUGCCAAGAGCUCAGAACAACCACAUGCAGUAAGUCAGACUCAGAGUGGAGAGAAUUCCAUCGAAAAACACUCUAUGUCACCAGUUCCUCACAGAACAUCCAGGUUCCAAAAGGUGAAUGGUACAGACUAUCAGACUAACACCAUUGAUAGGACCAUUGAGAAGCUCAUGUAUGAUAAGCUGGACUGUGACACAACUGAUCUUUCUUCUGAUGCAUCAGUAGACUUAAGCAAGGAAACUGUCAUGAUGGAAGCAUCAACAAGCUAUUGCUUUAAUUGGACACUAAUCUCUCCAUCUCCUCGUUGCUCAGUGCUACCACAAGAUGCUUACACUUCGACCUUUGGUGGAGAGAACAAGACAAUGAUCGAUUUUUAUUGAGAUUUAAUGCGUAGAACCAGUACUAGGUUUGGUAUGUAAAUGAAAUAUGAGAAGCCUUGAAACCAAGUUAUUGUUUA
This is a messenger RNA of Macadamia integrifolia, 1511 nucleotides long. Its product is annotated as protein LNK4-like. The record is from RefSeq and is a predicted model, not a curated record. Gene Ontology annotation, biological process: regulation of DNA-templated transcription; circadian rhythm. The transcript is spliced from 6 exons. NCBI's taxonomy places the organism in Eukaryota, Viridiplantae, Streptophyta, Magnoliopsida, Proteales, Proteaceae. The coding region runs from base 223 to 1434 and encodes 403 amino acids.